UAUGUAGCCAGAACGAGGCUGAGUGUCCGCCAUCUUGUCGGCUGUUCCUCUCGGCUGCCAUGUUGCGAUCUGCCGCCCAACUCCGCUGCUGUUUACGGCGGUUUCCGGGGGUCAAGCUCGCCCCCGGGACGGGACAGGGCUCGAGCAGGACCGUCGGGGUGCGAUGCGGCUGUUCGGCGGCUCACAUCGCCGCUCGAUCCCGAGCAACUUUGACAUCAGUAAAGCCUCAAGAUGGAAGAAUGGUCUUCCUUAUGCAGAGAAGACUCUAUUCUUCAGAUGGCCUCCCAGCUCACCACAAGGUGGUCCUACCAGCACUGUCUCCAACAAUGGAGAUGGGUACCAUUGUGAGUUGGGAGAAACAAGUUGGUGAUCAGCUGAACGAGGGAGACUUGCUGGCAGAAAUCGAGACGGACAAGGCUACCAUGGGGUUUGAGACACCAGAGGAGGGGUAUCUGGCCAGGAUAUUCAUAGAGGCCGGAGAGAAAGACAUACCCAUAGGGAAGCUGCUGUGCAUCAUUGUUGAGAACGAGGACGACAUUGCAAAGUUCAAGGAAUGGAUUCCGCCAGCUGAUGCUGAAUCGGCGGAAAAACCGCUACCAAAACCAGUCUCUGAAUCGCCCUCGCCACCUCCACCAGCAGCAGCAGCCCCACCCCCUCCUCCCCCACCCCCCGUGGCAGCCAUGUCCCCUCCCCCCACUCCAGCGGCACCACCCCCCACCCCAGGAGCUCGGGUCUUUGCCAGUCCACUGGCCAAGAAGCUUGCAGCAGACAAGGGCAUCGACCUUUCUAUGGUGAGUGGUACAGGCCCCGGGGGAAGAAUACGUUCCCAGGAUAUCGAGGCCUUCACACCUGCGGCUGCACCCGCGCCAGCUGUGGCACCUGCGGCACCCUCGGCGGCACCUGUUGGCACGUUUGUGGACAUCCCUCUCACCAACGUCAGGAAGGUUAUUGCCAGCCGACUACUACAGUCCAAGACCACUAUCCCACACUACUAUCUGUCUGUGGACAUUAACAUGGACAAUGUUAUAGCGCUUCGGAAGGAACUGAAUGCCAUUGUCGAGAAAGAAGAUGUGAAGCUAUCUGUCAAUGACUUCAUCAUCAAGGCAGCAGCCCUGUCCUGUCUGAAAGUGCCGGAGUGCAACUCUUCCUGGAUGGACUCUGUUAUAAGACAAUACAACAAAGUGGAUGUGAAUGUAGCUGUGAGCACAGAUUCUGGCCUCAUCACACCUAUUGUCUUCAAUGCACACACAAAGGGCUUGGCAGCCAUCAACUCGGACGUGAUCAGUCUUGCAGCCAGAGCCAGGGAAGGCAAACUACAGUUACAGGAAUUUCAGGGAGGAACCUUCACAGUGUCGAACCUAGGCAUGUUCGGGAUCAAGAACUUCUCUGCAGUGAUCAACCCUCCUCAGGCCUGUAUCCUGGCCGUGGGAGGGGCUGUCAAGACUGUGGUGCCUGAUGCGGAUGCAGAGAACGGCCUGAGUGUGGCCACCAUGAUGAGUGUAACUCUGAGCUGUGACCACAGAGUGGUGGACGGUGCUGUCGGAGCGCAGUGGCUUCAAGAGUUCAAACUUUACCUAGAAAAACCAGAAACCAUGUUGUUGUAAUAUAACAACUGUAUGAAGUCUCCCCAGAAAAAGAUAAGACAUAUAGAAUUUAUAGCAUAUUUUAUGUGAAAAGUUUUCCUUAGGUUCAAAACAUGAUAAUUGAAUGUUGUGAUGAACUAAAAUUUCAGAGUUAUAACAUGUGCAAAGUUGGUAUUUAAAAAUAAUUUGUAUGUGAGUUUUAAGUCUACUCAUGACAGUUGAAGGGCAUUGAAAAAACUGGCUUUCUAUAGGUUUUCUUUAGCUAAAGCAGAUGGAAGGGGACAAAAUGUAACAAAUUUUGAUGAAAAUACGAUUUUAAUGCUUAUUUGUUGGAAAAAUUAUUUUUCAACCAACAAAAAAGUAAUAUACUUUUCCCUUCAUCACAAGUGAUUGCUUAAUUUGUAGAAAAUUUAUCUUGAGAAAGACACACAUACUGAAAAUCACACUACUGUAUGUGUAACUAGUCUAUUGUUCAAUUUUUGUUUCGACUGAAUCGCCAAUAAGAAACCAUGAGUAACGUUUAAGAAUGAACAAUUCAUGCAAAUAAACAUUUUGUUCAAUCAA
Messenger RNA from Branchiostoma floridae (Florida lancelet), 2147 nucleotides. RefSeq names its product dihydrolipoyllysine-residue acetyltransferase component of pyruvate dehydrogenase complex, mitochondrial-like. Gene Ontology annotation, biological process: pyruvate decarboxylation to acetyl-CoA. Gene Ontology annotation, cellular component: pyruvate dehydrogenase complex. Lineage: Eukaryota; Metazoa; Chordata; Leptocardii; Amphioxiformes; Branchiostomatidae. The coding region runs from base 60 to 1604 and encodes 514 amino acids. The record is from RefSeq and is a predicted model, not a curated record. Gene Ontology annotation, molecular function: dihydrolipoyllysine-residue acetyltransferase activity. The transcript has 12 exons.